CUCAACAAUAUUAUAAAAAAGGCACUGUAUUCACCUUGGUUAGCACCUAAACAUUGUCAUUAACCAUACUUUCCAAAGACCAAAGAAACAAAGGAGUUGAGAAGCAAGAAGAAGAAGAAGAAGAAGAAGAAGAAGAAGAAGAAGAAGAAGAAGAAGAAGAAGAAGAACUGAGACACACACACACAUGGCUGCAUCAAAAGGUGGAAGUGAAAUCAUGAAGUUGAGUGCAGACCGAAUUGAGAAGUCACUUGCUGCAUCCUUGAAGGUUCAUAAGACACCAGAGAAGCCUUACCUUCUUGAAAAGAACAGUAGAAGCAACCCAAAAGAAGUUAUCAUCAGUUUUCCAGCAUCAGGUGCUUUCAAAGAUUGGUUUUCCAAAACUACCUUUGGUGAAACCGAAAUAGAUCUUAAACUAUUUCCAUCACUUAGAAGCAUUGGUAACAAUAUACCUGCUUUGGUUAAUAAAUUCUUUCUCCAAAGAUUCCAAGAGCUUUUGGAAAAGUCAUCACUUAAAACUGAGGUGGAUGAUGCAAUGAAUAAGAAGAAGCAAAUAGUGUUUGCAGGACACUCAUCUGGUGGACCAGUGGCAAUUCUGGCAACCCUUUGGACCAUGGAACACUACCUAACUCCAAAAUCUCGUGGUGGUAUCCAUCCCCUAUGUAUUACUUUUGGUUCUCCUUUAGUUGGAAAUCACAUAUUUUCCCAUGCUACAAGGAGAGAAAAUUGGUCUGAAUACUUCUUCCAAUUUGUGUUGAGAUAUGACAUAGUGCCAAGAAUCCUCCUCGCUCCUCUAUCUUCUCUUGACCAAGGCUUUGAAGCAGUUUCAGAGAUCAUAGAUCCCAAAAACAGAUCAUUCAUGAGCGAAUCGAGUCUCAAAAGAAUUGCUUCACCUUCAGUUUUCUACUUUGAAGUGAUGUCAAAUGCUGCAACUGUCACUAGACAUGCUGCUUGCAAGCUAAUGGGAACAACAGAAGCAACACUUGAAACACUUGCAAAUUUUGUUCCUUUGAGUCCUUACAAACCCUUUGGAACUUACAUUUUCAGCACUACAAGUGGAAAUGAAGGAAAGCAAAUUGUCAUGAAAAACCCUGAUGCAAUUCUGCAGGUCAUGUUUUUCUCUGCUCAAUUAAGCUCUGAAGAAGAAACUGCUCAAGUUUCCUUUGAAAGUCUGCGACAACAUUUAACUUAUGGCAUUGAACUGCAAAAAAACUUAGGAUUACAGAAUUUUGUGUUAUUGGACCAACUAGAGAAGAUUCCUUUGUCUGAGCAUACUACUCCCGGCAGCAACAUUGCAACCAUUAACAUAGCCUUAAAUGAUCUUGGACUGAGUACAAGAGCAAGACUAUGCAUUCAAGCAGCUGCAGCAUUAGAGGAACGAAAAAGGAUCAACGAGAAAAGUAUAGAAGGGAAGAAAAAGUUUAUGGAAGAAAAGAUGAAUGCACUGGCGAGUUACAGAGAAACACGGGGGCAUCAGAAAAAGGGUUACUAUGAUGCGUUUAAGGAUCAACUAGACGCUCAAGAUUUCCAUGCAAAUGUGUGGAGGCUAGAACUUGCAGGAGUAUGGGAUGAGAUAAUCGAAAAGCUAUUAAAUGAUGAACUACCAGAUGAAUUUGAAGUGAAUGAAGAAUGGAUUGAUAUAGGAACAAAGUUUAGAAGACUAGUUGAGCCUUUGGACAUUGCUAAUUACUAUCGACAUUCGAGGAACAGCAAUGGACGUGCUUAUAUGGAUAAAGGAGGAAGGCCAAAAAGGUAUAGGUAUACACAGAGAUGGUUGGAACAUGCUAAGCCUGAGAGGAGGGGAAGAGAAAAUGUUUAUUCGGAAUCUUGUUUUUGGGCUGAGGUGGAGGAUCUUUGUUAUAAGUCUUCUAAAGAUGAUAAGGAAAAUUUUGAAGAUGUUAAAGAAAAAGUUUUGGAGUUGGAGAAACAGAUGAAAAAGUGGAAUGAGGAUGAUGAAAUUGGUAAGGAUGUGUUUUUGGAGGAUUCUACAUUUGUUAAGUGGUGGAAAAAACUGCCAAUACAGCAUAGGCAAGAAUCAUGCAUUAAGAAUCUUGUUGAAGUGUGAUACUAUAUCAUUGCAGUGGACCUAUUUCUUUAGCAGAGUCACAUAUUUGUCUUGUUUUGUAAUAAACAUAUUACUUGGAUUUAGGUGUAAGGUAGUCAACUUGAAUCUUGCACUUUGUUUGGUUUUGUAAUAAGGAUGAUUUUCUUUUCUA
Messenger RNA from Trifolium pratense (red clover), 2213 nucleotides. Its product is annotated as protein EDS1L-like. The transcript has 3 exons. Lineage: Eukaryota; Viridiplantae; Streptophyta; Magnoliopsida; Fabales; Fabaceae. The record is from RefSeq and is a predicted model, not a curated record. Bases 185 to 2062 code for a protein of 625 amino acids. Gene Ontology annotation, biological process: defense response; lipid metabolic process.